Molecule: messenger RNA, 477 nt
Organism: Rhizophagus irregularis DAOM 181602=DAOM 197198
Lineage: Eukaryota; Fungi; Glomeromycota; Glomeromycetes; Glomerales; Glomeraceae
Source: RefSeq, a predicted model, not a curated record
AUGACAGACAUUGAAGAGACCAUUGACUUAUAUGCGGAAAUACCCACUUUCUAUCCUGAUUAUAAGCCUAUUAUAGAUAAAAUGCCACCAAGUCUAAUCAAAAGAGCUUUUGAUCAAUUACUUAUAAUAAAGCGCAAUCCUGUUUUGCCAAAAGAAAUUACAGAAAAAAGUGAUCGGAUUGAGCAAUAUUUGCGCAAUAAAUUAAUUGUUUAUGAACAAGCAAAAAAUCGAAGGGCUUUUGUCUAUAGUAUGGAUACUGGAAUGCAGACAGAGGAUAAUAGUUUUUCUGAUAAAGCAACUCAAACAGAUUCUUUGGAUAAAGCAACCCAAACAGAUGAUAUUGAUUUUUUAGGGCAGAUCAAACGGGUUAAUAUGAUAUUAAUUAAUGCACCUUUGGCUGAAAAAGGACCGGAAUCGCAAAACUAUGGAUUGGAAAAAACCACGUCCUCAAAGUUGGCCAGAAUGCCUGACACAUGA